UCCGUGCUCCAGGCUCCUGGCUCCUGCUGGGUUCAGCGGCAGUGGGAGCGCGCAGGCGCGGCUGGAGGCUCGCAGAGCGCGGAGUAGCGGCGCGGAGCGCGCUGUAAGUAAGGGAAUCAUCAUCCAGGGACCUGCCAGAGACCACAAGAAAACAUGGGGAGGAUUUUCCUCACAGGAGAAAAAGCCAAUUCAGUAUUGAAGCGCUAUCCAAGAGCAAAUGGACUGUUUGAAGAAAUAAGACAGGGCAACAUUGAGCGUGAAUGCAAAGAAGAAAUCUGCACAUUUGAAGAAGCGAGAGAAGCUUUUGAAAAUAAUGAGAAAACUAAGGAGUUUUGGAACACCUACACGAAAGCACAACAAGGAGAGAGUAACCGAGGAAGUGACUGGUUUCAGUUUUAUCUUACCUUUCCGUUAAUCUUUGGCCUCUUCAUUAUCCUCCUUGUCAUUUUCCUAAUUUGGAGAUGCUUCCUCAGAAACAAAACUCGCAGACAGACAGUGACUGAAGGCCACAUUCCUUUCCCUCAGCACCUUAAUAUCAUCACUCCGCCUCCCCCACCAGAUGAAGUGUUUGACAGCAGCGGACUGUCACCAGGCUUUCUGGAAUACGUAGUUGGGCGCUCAGAUUCGGUCUCCACUCGCCUCUCUAACUGUGACCCUCCGCCCACCUAUGAGGAGGCCACCGGCCAGGUGAGCCUCCGGAGGAGUGAGACAGAACCCCACUUAGACCCACCUCCGGAGUACGAGGACAUCGUCAACUCCAGCUCAGCCAGUGCCAUUGCUAUGGUGCCUAUGGUCACCACCAUCAAAUGAAACUGUAGCCGCCUUUUUACUAUAAUCUUUUCAAAAAUACUAACGAAAGAACUUUCUAGCACUUUACCACUACAUAAAUGUGCAUUGACUUAUUUUACUGAACUCUGACCGUAUACCACUUCACAUUUUCUGAUUAGAUUUUCAUUGGUUUUGUUUCGUGCUAUAAAAUCAUUAUCCAUGCUCAUUUUUGCUAAUCGAAAUAUGUGAAGAGGGAAAAGCGUAUUAGUGCAGGUCUUGACGUGAUGUGAUACACACGUGUGUAUAUGUAUUUCUAUGCAUACACAUGUGUGUACAUCAGCCCAGUAUAUGUGCAAGUCUUUAAAUGCCAUUAACUUCUGUCUAAAUCAUCUAUAAAGAGAACAUUACUCAUCAAAAUAAGGGGGCAGGGGGACACCAACAAUUUGUAUAAUAGCCAGCCACAUGCUGUUGAAUUUUGAAAAUAAGGUUAGUUUAGCAUGUUUUCUGAUUCUGACAGGCUUUUGUUAACCUCGUUUUUCUUCAGCUACCUUAAAAAAUGCACAUAGUCCAUCUUGAUAUUAGAAACAUCUCAAGGAGGGAAGGCACAAUAAUCGAUAAUUUGCUUACAGAGGAUAACAAGAAUAUCAUUGGUCAUUAGUGGCAUUUGUCUAGUUUUGGAGGAAGGCUUUUAUUGUUGACCGCCUUCCCCUCAACUCUUGAAGUUAAAGUGUUUCCUUCGUGUCUCUGACUAUCUGAUGCUCUUUGUAUUCGCAUCUUGGUUAAAUACGGAGGGGAUCUCCUGCAACAGAAUAGUUUCUAACGUAAUUAUAUGUAUUAAUGAUGGGGGACAGAUACAGAUUUCUCCUUGCUUAUUUGUGACAAUUAUUUUCUUUUUGCUGUUUCAGUGCCUUUUACUCUCCUGUUUACUCCUUCUCUCAGCACCACAGUAUCUGUAAAAACGCAAGAAUUUAGUUAAACCUUUGAAAUUAUCUUCUUAGUUUUGUAUAGAAUGAAGUCUUUGCUUCAAGAUGAUUAGGAGGCGUUUUCCAUUUAAAUUAAGAACUGAGAUUUUUAUAUGGUUCUCCGGCUGGUGGAGGAAGACUGCCAAGUUUGUUGUGCCAGGUGUCCAAUCAGGUAUAGUUUCACAUAUUUUCAUUAUUGUUGCCAUUUCAUUUUGUGUUUUCAUCAAAUGUUUUAAAGUGCAAGAUAUUUACUUUGCUCUUGGAGUAAAGAGAACAGGCUAUGAAUGAACCGCCAACAGAAACUGGCACAGAAAGAACAAGAGCGUCGUUCCAUUCCGCAGGUGCUGGUGGGACAUUCACUGUAUCGGGGUGUGCCCCUCCCAAGCCUCCCUCGUGUUGGCUAAUGAGGCAGAGGGAGUGCAGGUGUCAGAAGUGUUGGUCAGACCCUGGAGCCCAAAGAAGGAACAAUGCUGGGGGGGGGGAACCCUGAACCAGGAGUCUGACGACCCGAAUUCUAACCCUGUUCUGUUAAACAAACAAACAAACAACUUACCAUGGUACUGUGGGAAAGACCCAUCUGCACCUUAGAUUCUUGAACUCUGAAGCAGAUAAUGUCACAUGUCCUGCCCUUCUCCAGGGGCUUUAAAAGGAUUUAAUGAGAUGGUGUGUAUGAAAGUAACUCUUUAGAUCUGAAGGGCUGUGUGCGUGUAAGGUAACAGCAUUGUUCUUCCUGCGCUUAAGGGAGACUUUUCUCCUGGUUUCCCUAAAAUUUAUCAGAGCUUUCACAUAGUGCAAAGCCGAGUAGGCUGCUCCAAAAAUAGCUAACGUGCUCCUGAUCCGAGUGUCUUGGCUAUUAAACUGGUGUCAUCUCUUAAAUUUGCACAGCAUUGGGAUAGACAAGAGUGACAGAAGUUUAUCACAAACAGGAUUAAGUAGGUGUCAGAAAGGGAACUAAGAUGUGUUUAAUUACUAGGUUUCCUAUCUUUCAUGAACUAAAAAUUAAUAAAUCUUGACCCUCAUCUCAGUGGAAAUGACAAUAUUAAUUUGAAUUUGGCCAUGGUAACUUUUGGCAUCCAGUUAUAGAUGAAAGUGGGAGUGUGUGAUCCAGUGGUGUGUGUGUGUGUGUGUGUGUGUCUUUUUUGGUUCCUUUUCUGUGGGCUUUUUUUCCCCCCUUAUUAUUAACUUAGGCCUUAGAUUAAACUAGCAAUGUUUCAUGUCUGGCCCAGGAGCCUCUCAGGACAUCUGUGAGGUCAAAACUCUCUUCAUAAUAAUACACAGACGUUAGUUGUCUUUUCAAUCUCUCAACAAGUAGUUGCAAAUGUAAAACAAUGCCAUUUCCCACAAAUCUUUUUUAGGAAAUAUAGCUAUUUUCUUAAAAAUGUUAUUUAUGUUAGCAUUUAAUACUUUCAUUUUUAAAUAAAUGCUUGCUUACAGUUUUGUUUUUCUAAUAUGGCAAAUAUUGAUGGAUAUAAAUUCCAUAAACACAAGCUCUUUGGCAUCCAGAUCUCUCAUAAAUUUUAAGGAGUGUAAAUGGAUCUGGAAACCUCAAGUUUUAGAAUUACAGGGUUAGACAAAGGCGCAGGAUAUUCUAUUACUAUGUGUAUAGUAUAUGUUCUUACAACUCUAUUUUACAUUUUAAAGUCUCGAUAUUGGACUUCAUGCUGCCUCUUAAUGAUAACUGAAUUGCAAUAUAAGAAUAGAUACUGAUUCUGGAAACAAAAGCCAAACGCUAGAUCAGUUAAUACAGCUUUUUGGCCUGUUGGUCAAAGACAACACACUGCUCGGUAGUGAUGCUGAUGGCGGCCGCGGCGUUCGUGUGAUAGACACGUGACACACACCCCUUUCUUUAAGGACCAUUUCUUAGUUCAUUUUGUUUUAUUUUGAGUUUUAAUUUACAUUUUUCGAAACCCUUUUGCUACCCCUUCUGGUUUUAUAAACUGAGUUUCUUAACAUUUGUUAUAAUUAAAGGGGCUUGUCUGGAAUAAUAUAUUUUUUAUGCUUUUGCCUUUGUUACAUGAUUGAUAUUAAAUUCACUUUUGGUCGUUUUUAAUAAAGGUUUAUUUUUGCAGAUAUAUUUAGUACCUUUCUUAAGCAGUAAUUAAAUUGAAUCAACCAGUUUGCAUUUAAAUGAGAGAAUGGGCUUAAUGGUCUUCCCGUGGGAUGGUUUCCAGGCCUCUGCCAUGCAGUGGUUGUGUCUGGAAUCCCGGAACUGGCACUUUCUGCCUAGAAUGUCACAGUGAACUACAUUAUUAACAGUGAAUUAUAUUCUGUUUAAAGUAAAUUAAAGGAUUACUUUUUUUUCUUCCUGACCAGUACAAAUACAAACGCUAUGUUUGAUUCAUUGUUAAUGACGACUUCAAGAUUGAUCUGAUACAAUAACUGUGCAGGUGGCUUUAACUUGGUUCUGUGUAAGUAGCAUGUAUUUUAUUAUAAUUCACAUUUUUAAACACUUGGUUUACAUUAAAUUAUGGUAUUUAACGAUUUUUUAUGUUCAUACUAGGUAAGUUUUUCUUAUGUUUCUGUGUUUUUGGUAUGCUAAAUAAAGCUAUUUUUAAACCCAA
Messenger RNA from Suricata suricatta (meerkat), 4291 nucleotides. It is a transcript of the gene PRRG1, whose product is annotated as proline rich and Gla domain 1. Lineage: Eukaryota; Metazoa; Chordata; Mammalia; Carnivora; Herpestidae. The record is from RefSeq and is a predicted model, not a curated record. Gene Ontology annotation, cellular component: extracellular region. Gene Ontology annotation, molecular function: calcium ion binding. The transcript has 4 exons. The coding region runs from base 154 to 810 and encodes 218 amino acids.